AGAACCGGAAUCCCUUAGUGGCCGUGUACUACACGAACCGGGCCCUGUGCUACCUGAAGAUGCAGCAGCACGACAAGGCGCUGGCCGACUGCAAGCGAGCGCUGGAGCUGGACAGCCAGUCGGUGAAGGCUCACUUCUUCCUGGGGCAGUGCCAGAUGGAGAUGGAGAACUAUGACGAGGCCAUCGCAAACCUGCAGAGAGCCUACAACCUCGCCAAGGAGCAGCGGCUGAAUUUCGGAGAUGACAUUCCCAGCGCACUGCGCAUUGCCAAGAAGAAGCGCUGGAACAGCAUCGAGGAGAAGCGGAUCAACCAGGAGAAUGAGCUGCACUCCUACCUGACCAAGCUCAUCAUGGCAGAGAAGGAGAGGGAGCUGGCUGAAUGCCGAAAGACUCAGCAAGAAGAAAAUGUGGAUGACAGUCGGAGCCGAGCUCAGCUGGCCAACAUCGAAGCCAAACACGACAAGUACCUGGCAGACAUGGAUGAGCUCUUCUCGCAAGUGGAUGAGAAGAGGAAGAAGCGGGACAUCCCAGACUACCUGUGCGGGAAGAUCAGUUUUGAACUGAUGAGAGAGCCCUGCAUCACGCCCAGCGGGAUUACGUACGACAGGAAGGACAUAGAGGAGCAUCUCCAGCGUGUGGGCCACUUUGAUCCUGUGACGCGGAGUCCUUUGACCCAGGACCAGCUGAUCCCCAACCUUGCUAUGAAGGAGGUGAUAGACGCGUUCAUAUCAGAAAAUGGCUGGGUAGAAGAUUAUUGACGGCCAAGGGGGCGAAGCUGGCCCGCCCGGACCCUCCCUGCCGCUCCGGCCGCGGGGCGCUCGGCCGCAGACUGCUCUCGCUGGGCUGGCACCAUGCCUUACUCACUCUGUCUGUCCCCCUCCGCUCUGGGUGCCCGGAGACCCCUUGGCAGCACUGGGCUAGGGUACGCUGUCAUCUCCCCUUCCCACGGAACCGCAGCGGGCUGCACG
Tinamus guttatus (white-throated tinamou) is the source of this 968-nucleotide messenger RNA. The record is from RefSeq and is a predicted model, not a curated record. NCBI's taxonomy places the organism in Eukaryota, Metazoa, Chordata, Aves, Tinamiformes, Tinamidae.